CCCCUCCGCUGGGGGACAGUGUUAGGCGAAAGGACGCGGCGUGCGCGGCCCGGCCCCUCUCGGGGCGUGUCCCGCGCGUGGCCGCGGCCCCUCUGCCCCCGCCAGGCCGGGCUGUCGGGGCACCGCCGGGGGGCGGCGCGGGGCUCGCCCUCGUGUGGGCUGCCGGGGCCGGCAGGGAGGAGACGGCAGUGCUUUCCCGUGUCUGCAGUUUGGAGAAGGCCUGACGAGACAGGCCGGACGCGUGAGGGGAGCCGGGCACAGAGCAAGCGUCUACCUGAGCCCCGAGUAUCUUCCUUGCGCCUCCCCAGCGGUCAUAAUUUGGAAGUCGCCCCGUUGGGGGUGUUUUAUUUAAAGGCUGUUGGAAAGCAGCGUUGCCAGAAAGCACGCCUCCAAUUUCAGUUGCCUGUUAACCGCCUGUUACAUCGAAAAACACAUAACGUUUUGCUAGCCCUAACGUGAAGAAUGUGGCUGUUAGGCUUACUGUGUUGUGUACUGUCAUGGAUACUUCGUAGAUGGUGAUCCUUGAAAACUUUUCAUGCCUUCGGGGAAAAAAUGGUUUUCGAGGAUGAGUUUGCUUUCCUUACCCAAAAUGAAGAAUUACAGAAAGGAAUUGACUUCAAGGCAAUAUGUUGUAAACAGUUAAAAGUAACCAUUAAAGAUAACAUUCUGCUUAACUUACUUUCUUGCUAUGGUAUCUUACGUAGGUAAAUGUUAAAGCUUUGGAAAAUAUGUUUUGAAAUAUGCAACUGCUGUAAUUAAUAAAUCAUAUACCCAUACUGACUUGAGUUUUUUAGGAGUGCAAAAUAGACUCCCUUGUAGCUAAGAAGAAAAGGCCAUGAAAUUCAGGUGUGAAACAACUGUCUGGCGGAGUAGUGGACCACUACAUUUCUCUGGGUAUUGCAGUAUCAUCGCUGUUGUUUUCUGUAGUCAAAGUAUAGAGAGCAACUGGUCAUGGUGGAACUAUCAGGAAUUAUUGAUUCAGACUUCUUAGAAAAAUGUGAAAACAAAUGCAAGAUUUUGGGAAUAGAGACAGAGAGGCCCAUUUUACAAGUGGACAGAUAUGUCUUUGCUGGAGAAUAUGAAGAUACCUUGGGAACCUGUCUGGUUUUUGAAGAAAAUGCAGAGCACGUAGAUGCGGAAGGCAACCAAAAGCUACAGCUGAAGUACAAGUGUCAUACAAUGAAGAAAUUGAAUAUGACACGGACACUUUUGACAGAGAAGAAGGAAGGCGAAGAGAAUGUUGAUGGUGUGGAGUGGUUACAGAUCAAGGACAGAGAUUUUUCCUACAGCAGGCCUAAUAUGAUUUGUAGCUUUCUGCGUGAAAAGGAAGAUUCUGAGGAGUCAGCUCAGGCCCAGGACAAAUUGACUGAAGAAUCAGAGGGAGAGGUGAGCGACAGAGGAAAUUCUGACAUGAACUGUGAUCUGGAGAAGGAGCACAACUUGGAAAUGGAAGCCUCUGUUCCUCUGCCUGACAGCCCUGCUUCUGGGAGAGAAGAUUCUCCUUCUAGAAGUGCUGCCUUAGAUGAUGCCCCACCAUGAUGUCAGCUCUGAUACUUUCAAGAUUUCUUUGUAGAGUUAAUGGACCAGUUUUAGAGGCCUUGACCUGAUUUCCAAUUUGUCUGAGCAAUUAGUAAUGGAGAAACUGACUUUGUGUUCUUGCACAUUGUCCUUAUGUCUGGAUCAUGUUGGUUUUUUAAAGUAUUUGUUUUUUAAAAAGGCAAAUUGGAAAUGUAUGUAUCUCUACCUCAGAACUGAAGAGGAGGAAACAGUUACAUAAUAAGGAACUACCUUCGGGAAAACUUUGUAUUGUACAAUCUGGGACAUCUUGUAAUGGGUGGGGGGAAUAAAGUCCUGACACUUUCA
Molecule: messenger RNA, 1863 nt
Organism: Dromaius novaehollandiae (emu)
Lineage: Eukaryota; Metazoa; Chordata; Aves; Casuariiformes; Dromaiidae
Gene: GTF3C6
Product: general transcription factor IIIC subunit 6
Exons: 6
Coding region: 952-1539 (195 amino acids)
Biological process (GO): transcription by RNA polymerase III
Cellular component (GO): transcription factor TFIIIC complex
Source: RefSeq, a predicted model, not a curated record